AUGUCAACAGACACAAUUGACAAAGGCAAACACGUUGUCAUGGCCGCACAAGAAAGUUCUAAUUUUCAUGUUGAAGAAACUAUCCCGCCUGGUUACCGAUUCAUGCCGACAGACAAGGAGCUGUUACACUACUUGAACCUUAAAAUUCUGAAUAAACGUAUAUCGACUGAUGCCAUAAAAGAUGUUGAUGUCUACAAGUACCAUCCCAACAAUCUUUGCCGUAAGUUUCUUUAUUUCUUGAUGUUUCUUGGUGGUUCUUUUUAUAUUAUCUUCCUCAGUUAUCUUUUAUAUUUACAUUCUUUGGAAUUUAUUAAUAAAGCCACGGGGGGUGACAUCAUUGUACAAAGUAAAGGCCAAGAAGUUGGACGGAAAAAGGUGCUUGUCUAUUAUGAAAGAAAAUCUGAUAAUAGCAAUAAAGGAACAAAGACUAACUGGAUAAUGCAUGAGUUUACGAGUCAUCAAAUGAAGGACGUCGCAUGUUCUUCUACAAAUGCAAUUCCAGAUGACAAGAUGUUAAACAAGGAAGACCCUGCACAAGAAGAUAAUGGAGAUAAGGCUGACAGAAUCUUAGAUCGAGGUUGUGUUGAAAUUAAACCAUUCACCACAAACCAAUUCGAGUGA
Olea europaea var. sylvestris is the source of this 621-nucleotide messenger RNA. Its product is annotated as NAC domain-containing protein 72-like. Bases 1 to 621 code for a protein of 206 amino acids. Lineage: Eukaryota; Viridiplantae; Streptophyta; Magnoliopsida; Lamiales; Oleaceae. The record is from RefSeq and is a predicted model, not a curated record. Gene Ontology annotation, biological process: regulation of DNA-templated transcription. The transcript has 4 exons. Gene Ontology annotation, molecular function: DNA binding.